AUGGAUGAAGAGGAGGAAGCCCCAGUGCCUGAUGCCCCAGACUUUCCUGCCCCAGAGGCUCCAGUAAAUGGACCUGUCUCAUGGGCCCCAGGAGAGGCCCCUGACUUAGGUACCUCAGCAGAGGCCCUUUAUUUAGAGCCACCAGCAGAGGCCCCUGACUCAGAAACCUCGGCAGAGGCACCUGAUUUAGAGGCCACAAUAGAGGCCCCUGGUGCAGAGACCAUAGCAGACGCCCCUGAUUUAGAGCCCACAAUAGAGGCCCCUGACUUAGAGUCUAUAGCAGAGGCCCUUGUUUUAGAGACCCCAGCAGAGGCUCCUGACACAGAGGCUCCAGUAGGUACUCCAGUGGAUGUGUGUGUGGAGGCCGGAGAGGUUCAGACAACCAGAGAGAGCCGUAAACUAGACUGUAUCAUCUGCUACUCUGCCUUCAACUUGACUGAAAGGCUGCCACGCAAGCUCCACUGCGGCCACACUUUCUGCCAGGCUUGCCUAAGACGCCUUGAUACUAUCCUCAAUGAGCAGAUGUGGAUCCCCUGUCCACAGUGCAGGCAGAACACCCCCCUGCCACGCAGCGGCGCUACAGCCCUGGACCUCGACCUGGCAGCCUUCCUGGGGGUCAAAGCAGACUUGGACAACCAGAGGUCCAGCCCCCAGCAGGGCAGAAGGGAACUAGGCUCCCAACUGGAGCACAAGCCUUCCUUUGGGAAGCAGUCCAUCAUAGAACCACCUCAGGCCACAUGGCAUCACGGGGGACUGGCUGAGCCUCGUUUCCACAGAAGCCCCUGCUGCAGGCGCUUCUUCUGCUGCUGGUGGUGCUGCUAGACUGUCCAGAAUGACGAGUUGGCCAUAGAACCUGGUCAGCAGCUUUCCCAAACGAUUACAGGGGCACCUGGACUCCCAAGACUAUGAAAUGGAAGCGCUUGACAAGCUUUCAUGGGCAAUACAAGUUGUGAUUAACUCUACUGGAGGGGUUGCGCCAUUAUUUACAGUCAUUUAUGACAUUGACGGACUA
Messenger RNA from Esox lucius (northern pike), 1012 nucleotides. RefSeq lists its product as uncharacterized. The record is from RefSeq and is a predicted model, not a curated record. NCBI's taxonomy places the organism in Eukaryota, Metazoa, Chordata, Actinopteri, Esociformes, Esocidae. The transcript has 2 exons. The coding region runs from base 1 to 822 and encodes 273 amino acids.